Molecule: messenger RNA, 2714 nt
Organism: Pyrgilauda ruficollis (rufous-necked snowfinch)
Lineage: Eukaryota; Metazoa; Chordata; Aves; Passeriformes; Passeridae
Gene: GEMIN8
Product: gem nuclear organelle associated protein 8
Exons: 5
Coding region: 268-987 (239 amino acids)
Biological process (GO): spliceosomal snRNP assembly
Cellular component (GO): SMN complex
Source: RefSeq, a predicted model, not a curated record
GCCCCCGCGCUGGCUGCGGCCUCCCUCCCAGGGAGGGGACCGGGCUGAGGGCUGAGGCAGCCGCGGCGAAACGGCGGCGGGAGCGGGAAAGCGAAGGGCUCAGGAGGGAGAUGUGGGAGCCCGGGCGCCUGGCGGGGCCAAGGCCUGGCAUUGUGGCCCCAGGCGGUGGUUGUGGUACCGGAGUUGCUGCUGUUAUUUCAAGGACAUUGAUGUGAACAUCAUAGUGAUAGUUCACCUUGAUCAUCACCAGAACAAACUCCACAAGAGAUGGAGGACACGGAGCCGUGGUACUCUCAGCAGGUGUACGCGAGGUACUGGAGGCACUAUGACUUAGCCAUGCGCUGGAUGCGCAGGCACCAGAAAGCCUACAGGAAAGCCAUGGAGUCCUUUUAUCGCAUGCCGUGGCAUCCGUGGCAUGCUGCUGCAGCCUCUCCAAGCAGCCACUACUCAGAUUGGUAUGGGAAUGAUCUCCCACAUAUCCAAAACUAUUCUUCCAGCUAUAGACCAAAUGUCAGAGUUCCAUGUCACGGGGGAGCUCAUCAGUACACAGAUGCCUACCAGGAGAGGGAGGAUGCUGAUGAGGACUCCGAAAUGGAAGAGGAUGCUGAAAGGGACUCUGAAAUGGAGGAAGAGUCUGAGUCUGAAGGAGAGAUAGAAUAUGACUUGAGUAACAUGGAGAUCACAGAGGAGCUUCGCCAGUUUUUUGCAGAGACAGAGAGGCACCGAGAAGAGCUGCGGAGGCAGCAGCAGCUGGAAGCUGAGGACCCCUAUGUGGAGGCUGAUCAAGACCUGCACAGGAGGGUGGAGCGUUCUGUGGAGCCGCCCACAGAAAGACCUGGGGAGAGGCGCAUGGCAGAAAUGAAGAAGCUGUAUGGUGCUGAAGCUGCCAAAAUCCAAGCAAUGGAGGCUGCCAUGCAACUUAUCUUUGAUAGGAACUGUGACAAAAAGCAGCCCAAAUACUGGCCCAUUAUUCCCCUUAAGCUGUGAGUACUGGACUGUGCUCUGACGUGGCACAGUGCUGUACGGUCAGGUGCCUCAGGUUGGGCUGCUGAAAGAACAAACUGCAAGUUUUGAUUUUGGGCUUUGAGGGAGAGUCUUGCAAGGACAGCAUGUAUUUCUUUGGCCUUUUUUUCUUUUACCGUGUCUGUCGGUGAUGUUCACAGUCCAUUCAACACACAUACAGUUGUCAAGUAGUAACAGGAGGGACAGGAAUAUCAAACCUGUCUAAAAUUCACUCAUUUGAUACCCGCUUGCCUUGACCACACAUGCAAGCAACAUAACAACAUCCAUACCCAGUGAACUGGGAAAAUUUAAGCAAUGCAGAGAAGAAAAACACAUUAGAAAUUGUCUGCUCUUCCUGUUUAAGAAUUUGAGUGAUCCCAUUUUCUAGUCUUAUUUAACACAGUAGUUUCACACAGCAUAGCUUGAACUGUUAUGUCUGCUAAUCUUGGAUUUUUUUGAGAAUCAGGAGCCCACUGGCCAAGAUACAACUUAUCAAAUUACCGUAGCCCAGACAUUGGAAUUCUUUUUCAAAGGUUUAUAAUAAAGCAGGAAGUUUUUCUUCCAGACUGAUACUCGUCUGGCAGCAUUAUAUAGAAAAAUGUUUUAAUGAAGGGGUGGGAGGAUCGGGCAGAAGCCUGAUGUGGUCCUGUCUGUUGGAGAUCUGUUUAGCAGAAGAGAAACUUAAGAGGACACAGUGCUAUUGAAACCAGUGCCUAGAGUGAUUUUUGCCAUUCUAAUAAAAAGCAGCAAUGGGCUUGAAGGCUUGAAGCUUUAAAGAAGGCUUAUUAGAGUGAUAGACUAUAUCUGACCAAUGUAUACAGAGCUGUGGAAGCCAGGGAGCCCUGUGGGCUAUAUGUCUGUUUUAGGUGCUGGUUUCCAAUGGCCAAGUGCAUAGGACAUGCACAAAAUUUAAACAUAAGCAAGUAGAUGUGUUUUCAUCCAUCUGCACAGAGAUGUGCCUCUGUGUGUGCUCAUCCACACAGCUGUUUUGGUUCUGCUUCUGUCAUUCUUUACUUUGGGCCAAUUGUGUUUGCCCCACACUGAGUGAGGCACACUGGUGGUUUGUGUAAGAGAGGCCAAACUGGCCCCUCAAAACCUGUGGCUCCUUAGAAAAUGGUACCCUGAACGCUUAAAAGGACUCUCUGUGAAGCUCUGCUGAUAAAUAUCAUUGUGUAUUGAAGGGCAGUAGUUUGUGGCAUUGCAGCAUUUCCAUGCCAGGGCAAAGGAUUAGUCUUCUGGUUUCACAGAGACAUCCUCAUCUGCCUUCCUGGCAACAGAGGAAGGUUACAAUUAAAAUUUCAACUUCAAUUCAUGCUGACUGAGUAUUCAGAGUUUCUCUUUAGUAUGUGUCGUUUGUAAUACACUCAGCAGUUGCUGUGCCCUCUGCAGCAGCCAGCUGCAACAAAGCAAGUCUGCAGUGCAGUCUGGAAUAUCUUUGCUUUCAGUAGUAGGUACUGUUUUUUCAAAGCAGAAUUUCUAUGUCAGUUCCACCUCUUUCACAGAUGAAGUUAAAUUGAACAUUGAAAUGAAAAGCUUCCAGUUUUCCAAGACUUCUGGUGUGAUUAAUCUGAAAAAUUUCAGUGAGACAGGAGAGAGAAAAGGAUUAUUAACAGUCCUGCAUUUGUUGUUACUCUUGUUUUUGGCAGGUUUUGUCAAAAAUUCAGUGUUUUGUUUAGGUUUCCUUCCUUUGACCAAAUAAAUUUUCUUCUUAA